UAUGUAAGAGGUGAGGGCUUUUGACUCGAUGGAGCUAUGGCGGACAGCGUCGAGGUAGGCACGGGGUGGCUUCGCCGCUAGAAACACGCCAGGGAUUCGGUUCUUGCCACUGGAUCAUCGCUGCGUCGCGAAAUAUUUCGGGAGAUCGGUGUUCCGUGCUCUGGAUCGGCGGCAUUCUCUAGCAGGGACGACAAAUCGGUGGAGAUGGAGGCGCUGCUGAUGGAUUUCAGCCAGUUCGUCGAAUUUGCAAGAACAGAACCAGGCAUGGCAGGCACGGAUCCAACGAUGGAGAUGUGCCAGAGCAAGCCGGCAGAGAUUCCAGCCGCUGGAGAUUUCUUUGCCAAUGGAUCGACUGGAGCUUUCCCGAGCGUGUCUGGGACGGAUUUUCAUGGAUCCAUGGGAAAUUUCCAGAGCUCGGGGAUGGACGAUGGUGUCUACUUGGAGCCAGCUCCCAUGGAGCCGGCCGGGUCGUCUGAGGCCGAUCCCCUCAAAGACCCGGUGUUUAGCUACAUCUCCGACAUGCUCAUGGACGAGGACACAGACGAGAGGACGUGCAUGUUUAUCGAUUGCUCCGGGUAUAAGUCCAUGGCCAACGAGCUCACGCAGAUCAUCUCCGAUUCUUCCUCGUCGGGUGCUUCGGAGUCAGAGAACACAAACAAGGGAGCAGUCGAUUCGUGGAUCCAUGGUGUCUUGAACAACGACGAAGUGGUCGACUCGGAUGUGAGAGUCGAGGGUCGGACCAUGUCCGACGAAGAGUACGAGAACACCGUGCACAAGAUGAUGAACGAGAUUCAGGCUUUGACGGCUGCCUCUACGCCCGGUGGCGAAGGUGGUGGCCAUGAAGGUGGUGGUCAUCGGAAGGUGGUGGAGGAAGAAGAGUCUGUGAAUAUUGUGGAGCGGGAUGCACUGUCCUUGCAGUCGCUGCUCCGGGAGUGCUCCGAGUUUCUCAAAGAUGCGCCAGGGAAGGAUGCUGUUCAUGACCACGAUCCAUGGUCGGGGGAUUUAUUCGCGACGCACGACCAGCUCGUGGCUGGGCAUGUGAGGACUCCUGCAGUGCUUGACAACGACGCCAUUGAAACCGAGAAGGCCAUCCGACAGGAGCUGCAUGGCAAACUCAUCGAGUGUGCGCAGGCGGUGGCUGCGGAUGAUGUAUCCAAGGCUUACGGGAUUGUCAACGGGAUCAGGGACAAAACCUCGCCGCGUGGAAGCGGCACGGAGAGAAUGGUGUUCUACUUUGCCGAGGCUUUAGUUGCACGUAUAACCGGUACUGGCACGCUGCUCUACAGUGCUCUCUCCAGCAACAAGCCGGCGUUUCACGAGAUGCUGAAAGCGUAUCGGCUCUUUACUCGCUACUCUCCGAACGUGAGGAUAUCGCACUACGUCUGCAACCAGACUAUUCUUGAUGCUACAGUGGGGGCCGGCAGGGUGCACAUUGUCGACUAUGGUAUCCUCUACGGGUUCAUGUGGCCCUGCCUCAUCAAGGCCUUCUCCGAGCGCGAAGGUGGUCCUCCGCACUUGCGUAUAACAGGAAUAGAUUUUCCUCAGCCUGGGUUCAAGCCGGCGGAGAGAGUUGAGGAAAGCGGGCGGAAGCUGUCGGAAUACGCCAAGCAAGUUGGAGUUCCUUUCGAGUUCCACGCUAUAGCAACAACCAAAUGGGAGGGCGUGCAGCCAUCAACCUUAUUUCUCAGGCACGACGAGGUGUUGAUCGUGAGCUCGCAUUUCCGUCUGAGACACUUGCUAGACGAGUCGGUGAUGGUGGACAGUCCAAGAAAGCUGGUACUCUCCAGGAUACGAAGCAUGAAACCGAAGGUCUUUAUACAGGCGGUGGUGAAUGCCAACUACAACGCUCCAUUUUUCAUCAGUCGGUUCCGCGAAGCUCUCGCAUUAUAUGCAGCGUUCUUCGAUGCGAUCGACACUGCAAUCCCUCCUGAGUAUCCGGAAAGGCUUCUCAUUGAGCAGAGCAUUUUGGGACGCGAGAUCCUCAACAUUGUGGCGUGCGAAGGCCAGGAAAGAGUAGAAAGAGCGGAAACGUACAAGCAGUGGCAGUCAAGGACUGUGAAAGCCGGAUUCGAGCAGCUUCCUUUGCGUCCAGACAUUUAUGCAAAGGCGAGAGCGAUGCUCGGGACAUAUCACAAGAGCUUUGGGAUUGGCCAGGAUGGAAACUGGCUGCUCAUAGGAUGGAAGGAGACGGUACUGCAUGCCGUGUGCUCGUGGAGAGUACGCUGAAACUAGGAAAGAAGCAACAAUCAUAGCUGGUAAUUGCUAAGGUACGACACAAAAUUCUAGCUUUGUAUUGACAGCUUGUCGUGUUGCAGGGCGAACAGUUGUUGCGCUACGUGAAUACAUUCAGCUACUGAUGCGUUGGUUUUGAGCGAGUUUGGCUCGAUUUGCGACCGGCUCACUACGUAUCCUUCCUGCAAAAAAAGAAGAGAGAAGAGAUUCACAGCAGCAGCACGAGUGACCGGAUGUACCUUUUGUAGUCCCCUUGUCAAGGUUGUAAGUACCUCGUGAAGCCCAAUGUAACCGCAUGGCAAAGCUGGAUUGCUUUCCUCCAGCAUUACAUCUAGCACCUCGGUCAAUUUUGAAGUUUCAGGAUCGAGUUUCUUCAUAUCGAAUCCAGAGGGCCGAUCCAUAUUGGACCCGUAUACGUGUUCUGUCGCAAUGUAACCAUGGUCGCAAGCAAGCCGGAAGGAAAAGGUUCGUUCCACAUA
Selaginella moellendorffii is the source of this 2711-nucleotide messenger RNA. RefSeq names its product scarecrow-like protein 30. Gene Ontology annotation, biological process: regulation of DNA-templated transcription. Gene Ontology annotation, molecular function: sequence-specific DNA binding; DNA-binding transcription factor activity. NCBI's taxonomy places the organism in Eukaryota, Viridiplantae, Streptophyta, Lycopodiopsida, Selaginellales, Selaginellaceae. The transcript is spliced from 3 exons. Gene Ontology annotation, cellular component: nucleus. The coding region runs from base 205 to 2226 and encodes 673 amino acids. The record is from RefSeq and is a predicted model, not a curated record.